Messenger RNA from Selaginella moellendorffii, 1449 nucleotides. RefSeq names its product pentatricopeptide repeat-containing protein At3g09040, mitochondrial-like. Gene Ontology annotation, cellular component: intracellular membrane-bounded organelle. The coding region runs from base 1 to 1449 and encodes 482 amino acids. Gene Ontology annotation, molecular function: protein binding; RNA binding. Gene Ontology annotation, biological process: RNA modification. Lineage: Eukaryota; Viridiplantae; Streptophyta; Lycopodiopsida; Selaginellales; Selaginellaceae. The transcript is spliced from 2 exons. The record is from RefSeq and is a predicted model, not a curated record.
AUGCUAUCGAGGAAUAGCCUUGUGGAUGUUUGUCAUGAGAAAACUGAGAAAAGAUCAUAUGAAGCUUUGCUCAGUCAGUGCAAGUCGAUCACAACAGGCAGGAAACUCCACCAAAGCCUUCUGGAGGCAGGAUAUCUUUCUCAAUCCGAUUCAUUCUUUGCCAACCUUCUCAUACGCAUGUACGGGAAGUGCAACAGCAUCAGCGAUGCUAAAAACGUCUUCGAUUCAAUCUCUAAGAGGAACGUUUUCUCCUGGACUAUCAUGCUUGCCGCAUAUGCCCAGAACGGGCAUAUCCGCGAGGCAAGAGAUAUCUUUGACAAAAUGCCCUCGACACUCAAGAAUGUUGUUUCAUGGAACUCAAUGAUUUCUGCAUACUCUCAAGCUGGGAAUUCCAAAGAAGCCUUUUGCAUAUUCAAGCUCAUGGAUCAGGAAGGGAUUCGACCGAAUGAAAUUACUCUGAUUAGCAUUCUGGAUGGAUUCUCCAGUUGCAAUGCCUUAGAACAAGGCAAGAGUGUUCACAAGAGCAUUGAUUCCACUUUCAUUCUUUGUGACGUUCGAGUGGGAACUGCGCUGGUCGACAUGUAUGGAAAAUGUGGAGAUAUUGGAGAGGCCAAGGCUGUGUUUGAUGCGAUGCGGACAAAAAACGAGGUGACAUGGAAUGCCAUGAUGGCUGCAUAUGCCCAGAACGGGCAUUCCAAUUUGGCAAUCCGGCUGUUCCAGCUCAUGAGCGUCGAAGGUGUCAAGCCCGACGACGCUAACUUUGUGAGCGUGUUGGAAGCUUGUGGUGACGCUGGAGAUCUAACGGUUGGUCGACUGAUUCACAGUUUUGCUGCUCAAAGUGGAUACGAAUCAAACCUGAUGGUGGCAACUUCGCUGCUAAACAUGUACAGUAGAUCGAGAGAGUUUGAUCGGGCAAGAGAGAUUUUUGACAGUGCUGAAAGCAAAGACGUUGUUUUGUGGACUGCUCUACUAGUCGCAUAUGUCCAGAGCGGGCAUGGCAAGGAAGGGUUUCGAGUUUUCGUUUGCAUGGACCUGGAGGGAUUUACACUGGACGAGGCUUGUUUCAUCAGUGCUCUCGACGCUUGUGGGAGUGUCCUCGCUGUGGACGAAGGAAAACUCGUUCACGCGAGCUUGCUAAGUGACUAUAAAUAUUAUCUUAGCACCAAGAUCCAAAAUGCGCUGGUUCACAUGUAUGGACAGUGUGGUCAUCUCAGAGAAGCGAGAAAGAUCUUCGAGGACAUGAGAUCAAGGGAUAAAGUGUCGUGGAAUGGGAUUCUCACAGCCUAUGUCCGCCACGGGCAGAUCCACGACACUUUAGACUUGUUCUUGAGAAUGAACCUAGAGGGCAUACCACCCAAUGCAAUAACUUUCACAAACGUUCUCUCUGCUUGCAGCUAUGCAGAUCAUGCCUUUAAACGGGACCAUAUCUUUCUGGAAUAUCAACAUUAA